Molecule: messenger RNA, 696 nt
Organism: Mesorhabditis spiculigera
Lineage: Eukaryota; Metazoa; Nematoda; Chromadorea; Rhabditida; Rhabditidae
Source: the annotation of a GenBank genome assembly
AUGGGCCUCUACGGCCCAUGGUCACCCUACGGGCAAACGGGUCGAAUAACGCGGCGGCUAUUCUAUUUGGCAAAUUUGUUAACGUUGUUAUACGUAGACGUGGGCAGGAUCAUGAUCGUCGUGUCGAUCAUCAGUAUGAUCCUCUCGGUCUACGCCGUCUACGCACUCGUAAAUGAGUUGCGAUGUGGAAUAUAUUUUUACGGUGUCGGCUCGAUCGUCACGUUCCUGAUGCUGUUCCUCGGAGGCAUCAUGGGAUUCGUGUUUUGUAAUAAGUUGACAGUCGAAAUCCCGCUCGACCUCAAGAUGUCGACCUCACUGCGGGAACUCUAUGGGUCCCCCGAGAUGCCGAAGGUCAAGGAGGCUUGGGACGAGUUGCAGUUGAAUUUUCGCUGCUGUGGUGUCAACGGCACCGACGACUACAGCAUGUGGCGAACAUCGAAGUGGUAUAUGCACCAGAGGACGGAGAAGAUACCGGUACCACAUUCCUGUUGCUUCCCCGGCCAAUACGAGGCAUGUAUCCGGGAAGCCAACGGCCUGGGGGAGCCUCGGUUUCUCUAUACCGACACCUGCUACGAUCCAUUGAAAGCGGAUCUCCUGAAUGUGGUCGAGGUGGCGGCAUGGAUGCUGGUUGUCAGCAGUUUUGUCCAGGGCAUCCCCGCCGUCCUGGCUUUCUUCUACGCGCGACUGAUCAAGAAA